This is a messenger RNA of Anguilla anguilla (European eel), 4197 nucleotides long. It is a transcript of the gene snap91a, whose product is annotated as synaptosome associated protein 91a. Gene Ontology annotation, cellular component: clathrin-coated vesicle; clathrin-coated pit; synaptic vesicle. The coding region runs from base 948 to 3638 and encodes 896 amino acids. The record is from RefSeq and is a predicted model, not a curated record. The transcript has 29 exons. Gene Ontology annotation, biological process: synaptic vesicle budding from presynaptic endocytic zone membrane; clathrin-dependent endocytosis; clathrin coat assembly. NCBI's taxonomy places the organism in Eukaryota, Metazoa, Chordata, Actinopteri, Anguilliformes, Anguillidae. Gene Ontology annotation, molecular function: clathrin heavy chain binding; phosphatidylinositol-4,5-bisphosphate binding; 1-phosphatidylinositol binding.
CGUGCCAUGGGGUGUAGAGGAGGAUGUUGGUCCUUUGUAAAUGACGUGUCACCUGACUCAGACCAGUGGGAGGAGAGAAAUGUAAUAAAUAAAUAAAUAAAUCAACAAGGGGAUACGAAUCUAUUUAAACACCAUCUUCCUCUUCCUCCUCUGCUAGCAUCGCUCGGUGUAGACGCGGGGACAGGGGGGAAAAGGCGCGUCCGCUUUCUGCCGGGGACGAGUAGGCUACAGCAGAGCGGGCUAAUUCUGUGUAAUUCUGCACGGAAAACGGGUCCGAGCGAAGAUUAUUCCAUCAACCAGAGGAGAGGACGCCACCGACAGAUCUAGUACCAUCCAGAGAGAAUCGUCAUUUUAUCAAGUCUAAAGACAAGGCUCUCUUGCUGGCUGCAUAUUUCUUGUUAAAUUGUAUGCCUACUGGGGAAAUCAGCCUAAGAGCGCAAACUGACAUCAUUUUAAAACGGGAAAUACGGUUGGAUACGUAAAGAAGGCUGAUUAUUUAUUGAAAGGAUAUUAAUAUUACCACCGAAGAAAAACGUCGGCCUCUCGCGUGUGGCAUAGAUCAAUUUACACUUAGCCUAUAUUUGUUAGGCUAUAUGAGUUGAGCAAAUAGGUGUUUAUGCUAGACGAGGUCGUUACAUAAGGACCGGCUCAAAAGUGCUAGAAUAAACGCCGUAAAACUGGCACAUAGCGAGAGAACGACACAGCCUUGCGUAUGAAUAGGCUAUCCAUGUUAGAGAAUACGCAUCAGCGUUACAUUUCCAUUUAAUCUUGAAAUAUCCACCAUUUUAAUCAGUCGUGACUGUUUGUGAUCUCAAAUAUUUAUAUUUAUAAGGCCAUAUCCUUAGAUGAUAUUUGGGAGGACAUUCUGGAAUCAGGGCGAUACACAAGCUAUUUAUUUUAGGGCUCAAUUGCCGUUUAAUUGUUGAGGGUGACGCCACAGAGAGAAGAUGUCGGGACAAACGCUGACGGAUCGCAUCGCUGCUGCUCAAUACAGCCUCACGGGAUCGGAGGUGGCUCGUGCUGUCUGUAAAGCCACUACGCACGAGGUGAUGGGGCCCAAGAAGAAACACCUGGAAUACCUCAUCCAGGCGACCAAUGAAACCAAUGUGAACAUCCCGCAGAUGGCUGACACACUGUUUGAGAGGGCAACCAAUGCCAGCUGGGUGGUGGUGUUCAAGGCCCUGGUCACCACACAUCACAUGAUGGUCCAUGGAAAUGAGAGGUUCAUCCAAUAUCUGGCCUCCAGGAACACACUCUUCAACCUCAGCAAUUUCUUGGACAAGACAGGCUCCCAUGGCUACGACAUGUCAACCUUCAUCAGACGCUACAGUCGCUACCUGAACGAGAAGGCAUUUGCGUAUCGACAGAUGGCCUUCGACUUCGCUCGGGUGAAGAAGGGUGCUGACGGGGUGAUGAGGACGAUGAGCACAGAGAAGCUCUUGAAGGGCAUGCCAACUCUCCAGGGCCAGAUCGACGCUUUGCUGGAGUUUGAUGUUCAUCCUAAUGAACUUAUAAAUGGAGUGAUCAAUGCAGCGUUUCUCCUGCUUUUCAAGGACCUCAUUAAGUUGUUUGCCUGCUAUAACGAUGGGAUUAUUAAUUUACUAGAGAAAUUUUUUGAAAUGAAGAAAGGACAGUGCAGGGAUGCACUUGAGAUCUACAAGAGAUUCCUAACACGAAUGACCAGGGUGUCCGAAUUCCUAAAAAUAGCCGAGCAAAUAGGGAUUGACAAGAAUGAUAUUCCUGAACUUACUCAGGCCCCUGAGAGUCUCCUGGAAUCCUUGGAGACACACCUGAACACACUUGAGGGGAAAAAAGGUGAAGGGUCACCGACCAAGGGGUCUCCUUCAAAUAAUGGCACACCAUCCAGCACUCCAGCCAAGACCUCCGACUCCACCUCUCCCCCUGCCGAAUCUGCUCCCCUGUCUGCCGGGGCUGCUUCCAAUGCUCUGUCAAAUGACCUGUUGGAUCUUGACCUCCUGUCAUCUGCCCCCCAGCCAGCAGGGGCAGCAGCUGCAGCUGCCCCACCCACAUCCUCCUGGGGAGAUCUCCUCGGGGAAGAUUCCCUGACUGCUCCUGCAGCGCCCGCUAGCACCUGCGAGGCCCUUCUGUCAGAACCAGCCCUCACUGCAGACUCCGCCCCCGCUCCAGCCGCUGCCACAGCCAGCGCUGCUCCCGCUGCCACGGCAACUGCUGCUCCGCCGGCUGCUGAGGCCACGCCUGCUUCUGCAGUUUCCGCCACCCCCACCCCCGCUCCUGCACCAGCAGCCUUGCCUGUCCCCUCCGCGGCCUCAGCCCCCUCAGACGUGGAUCUCUUCGGAGAUGCAUUUGCAGCUUCUCCAGGCGACGGCCCAGCUACCGGUGAGGAUGGGACACCAGCUGCCGCGCCCACACCUGCUGCUGAUGCAUGUGGUGGUAGUGACCCCUUUGCCCCAUCCGAAGGCAGUGCAGAUGUUGCCCAAGAGCUGGACCUCUUUGCGAUGAAGCCCGCAGAGACCAGUGCCACCGUAGUAACCCCCACCUCCAGCGCCCCGCCAACCAUCGCCCCCCCAGCAGCAGCCCCCGCCACUCCUGCACCUCCCUCCGCCAGCUCGGCUGCCGCCGCUCCAUCACUAGAUAUCUUUGGCGAUUUAUUUGAUUCAAUGCCUGAGCAAAGCUCCUCCACAGCAUCCAAAGCAGACGCUACCCAUAGCGUAGACCUGUUUGGGGCAGAUCUCCCUGCGACCUCACGAGGGUCUUCUCCUUUACCUGAAGCCAAUGUGACUGCUGAUCUCCUUUCUGAUGCGUUCUCCGCACCAGUGGCCCCGCCUGCACCCGCAUCUCCUGUUAAAACAGAUGCCGGAGGUGUGCUGGACCUGUUUGGGGACACAUUCGGCAGUCCUGUAGAGUCCCAGCCUGCCGCACCUGGUGUGCCUGCCGCUGACCUGCUGGGAGGGUUGAUGACCCCCAGCCCAGCUCUCGCUCCAGCCGCCACCCCGACCCCGGCCCCGGUGCCAGCGCAGAAUAACCUCCUGGAGUCUGGGCUCGAUGCGGCCUUCUGCUCGCCCCCAGCUCCGGCCUCGGCCCCCGCAGCCCCGUCCACUGGCUUCGAUGCCUCAGUGUUUGAUGGAUUAGGGGACCUACUCAUGCCUGCCGUGGCCCCCCAGGGACCUCCGGUAGUCCCCAUGGCUGGGGGCGGGGUUGCAGGGGCUCCACCUACAAAGGCAAUAGGAGGCGACCUGGACUCAUCUCUAGCAAGCCUGGUUGGAAAUCUGGGCAUGGGAAAUCAGAAGAAGGACUUGCAGUGGAAUGAGAAGAAGCUGACAGGAGGGGCCAGCUGGCAACCGCAGGUCGCCCCCACCAGCUGGGGUGCACCCGGCUCACAGAUGCCUGGCUCCUCCCCUGUGGCUCCAGGGGCCACACCCCCAGCUGGGGCCAUGCCCCCUCCCAUGGGGGCACAGCCAGGAUUCGGCAUGCCCCCAGUGGGUGGAACUGGAGCUCCCAUGAUGCCUCAGAUGUUCCCCCAGCCAAUGAUGAGACCACAGUUCCCAGGAGCACCAGGAGCGCCGCUUUCCCCAGGACCUGGCGCUGCUCUCCAGAGCCCUAAAAAGCCUCCCACCAAGGACCCCCUGGCAGAUCUCAACAUCAAGGACUUCUUAUAAACCCCCAGUUGCUCUGGACCACACCCCGACCCCCCAGCCAAUAACAGCACCCCUGGAAGCAUCUGCAUGGUGUCCUGCUUAACCUCCAAGGACACCAGGAGAUCCCAGCAAGAUAAUGGAACCUACAUCCCCACCUUCACCCCUGCCCAACCCUUACCUGCUCCACUUGGUCUUACCUAAUAGCACAGUGUGCAGCCCUGAAGAGUCUGCUUAUCUCUAUGUUCUCCUUUCCCGAAAACUAAACUGAAAAGUGACAAAAAAAAAAAAAAACUCAAAUGGAAAAAAAUGGUGUACUUUGAUCCUCCCUUUUUCAUUGUGGGCAUUUGAGUCGAAUGAUGGGUGUGUGUGUGUGUGUGUUGAUGCCUUUUUUGCGCUUUAGCUCCGCCCCCUUUCAGGGUGACGGGCGGGUGGCCGUCCUGUAGUGACUGGUGUUUGUGUCGUUUGUGGCGGAAGGUUUUUGAUGUACAUAAAUCUCACAAAAUCCCAGGAUUUCCUCUCUACUCUGUAUGUCUGCUCCAGAAAUUGAUGUGAAUCUGAUAUCAAACUAUAAGUCAUGUGA